This is a messenger RNA of Pestalotiopsis fici W106-1, 471 nucleotides long. Its product is annotated as Nascent polypeptide-associated complex subunit beta. The transcript is spliced from 3 exons. The record is from RefSeq and is a predicted model, not a curated record. The coding region runs from base 1 to 471 and encodes 156 amino acids. Gene Ontology annotation, cellular component: cytosol; nascent polypeptide-associated complex. Lineage: Eukaryota; Fungi; Ascomycota; Sordariomycetes; Amphisphaeriales; Sporocadaceae.
AUGGCUGACGUGCAGGAAAUCCUGAAGAAGAAGUUCGGUGGUGCUGCCCCGGCCCGCACUGGCGGCAAGGGAACCCCCAGACAGAAGCAGAGACGCAAUGUCGCCCGCAGCGCCAACGACGACAAGAAGCUGCAGACCACCCUCAAGAAGCUGAACACUCAGCCCAUCCAGGCCAUUGAGGAGGUCAACAUGUUCAAGUCGGACGGCAACGUCAUCCACUUCUCGGCUCCCAAGGUCCACGCCGCCGUUCCCUCCAACACCUUUGCCAUCUACGGUGCCGGUGAAGACAAGGAGCUUACUGAGCUCGUCCCUGGUAUCCUCAACCAGCUCGGACCCGACUCCCUGGCUUCCCUCCGCAAGCUCGCUGAGAGCUACCAGAACAUUGCCAAGGAGAACAAGGAGGGUGGUGAGGACGAUGAUGACAUCCCCGACCUGGUCGCUGGCGAGAACUUUGAGAGCAAGGUCGAAUAA